CACGCUCUUCACUGUUGCCAUGCUGGCUCAUACGCUCUUGUGUGUUUUUCCGGUAAGAAAAUACAAGUGGAAAACCAGAGAUUUAAAAUCGAAUCGGUUCAAAAAGUAUUUGAGCACCGGAUAUAUUGUUUGUCGAUAUGUAUCAGAUCGAGAUCAGGUCGUCAGAACGUCUUUUUGUCUGGAAUAAGAAUCAAAGGAAAAGAGUAACACCGAGGGGUAUCAUGUGUUAUCAAAAAGAAAAGAAGAGGUGCGCUAUCAGGGCAGCUUAGAAGUCUCAACAGAGAGAAAAGAUAGAGAAGACGUGUUG
Radiomyces spectabilis is the source of this 307-nucleotide messenger RNA. RefSeq lists its product as uncharacterized. NCBI's taxonomy places the organism in Eukaryota, Fungi, Mucoromycota, Mucoromycetes, Mucorales, Radiomycetaceae. The annotation marks the transcript as partial. The transcript has a single exon. The record is from RefSeq and is a predicted model, not a curated record.